This is a messenger RNA of Schizosaccharomyces osmophilus, 1140 nucleotides long. It is a transcript of the gene spn6, whose product is annotated as meiotic (sporulation) septin Spn6. Gene Ontology annotation, cellular component: septin ring; septin complex; microtubule cytoskeleton. The record is from RefSeq and is a predicted model, not a curated record. The transcript has 2 exons. Gene Ontology annotation, biological process: cytoskeleton-dependent cytokinesis. Lineage: Eukaryota; Fungi; Ascomycota; Schizosaccharomycetes; Schizosaccharomycetales; Schizosaccharomycetaceae. Gene Ontology annotation, molecular function: GTPase activity; molecular adaptor activity; GTP binding. Bases 1 to 1140 code for a protein of 379 amino acids.
AUGCCGCUUGUAGAAAACCCUCAACUGCUCUUCAAUCAAACGAGUUUACCGUCAGACAGAGAGACAUUCAUAAAGAAAGAAGAAUGCUAUUUCACCGUCAUGCUUUGUGGAAGCUCGGGAACCGGCAAAACCACUUUCUGCAAUAAUUUGUUUUCUAGCUUGGUAAAGCCACCCAAGUCGGUUGAUAACUUCAAAAAGGUGCACAAGCAGAAGGAAGUCCAUAUAGAUAAGACGAAAGCUACUAUUGAAGAAGAUGACUUUCGACUUAACCUGACGGUCCUCGAUACCGUAGGCUUUGGGGACUUUAUAAACAACAAGGAUUGCUGGGAAGUAGUAGCUGACUACUUAGAUGACCAGCAUGAAAAAUAUCUAUUACAUGACCAACAAUCAUUAAGGAUGCAAAGAAAGGACAACAGAGUCCAUGUUUGUCUAUAUUUCAUAAAACCAGUUCCUUAUGGCAUGCUACCCUUAGACGUCGUAGCGAUGAAAAAGCUAUCGAAGCAUGUAAACAUUAUCCCGGUCAUCGCUAAAGCAGACUCUUUAACCAAAUUUGAAUUGGACAGCCUUAAAGAAAAAAUGAACAAGAUCCUACACGCUCAAAACAUUAGUUUAUUUUUCCCUUCAGCAGUAUACUCUGCUGACGAAAUCGCGAGAGAUCUUUCUCAGGCCUGCCCAUUCGCAAUCGUUGCAAGUAUGGACGCUAUAAACGAUGAGAAUGAAGGUAAAAUCGGUCGCAAAUAUCCUUGGGGAAUGUCAGAAAUCGAAAACGAGGAUCACGGUGACUUUUUAAAAUUGAAAAACCUCAUGAUAAAUAAUCAUAUGCUUGAAUUAAUACAAUCCACAGAGCAAGUGAUUUAUGAACGCUAUCGUCAGGAGCAAUUGAUAAAUAGAAAAAGUGGCAUACCGAAGCUUAGAAAAGCACAUUACGAACGCUUAAACGAGGAAAAAGCACUUAUUCAGAAGAAGCUUGAAGAAAAGUCGGUAGAACUCGAGAAUACAUUUAAGGAGAGAGAAGAAAAACUUACAGUUGUUCGCGAUGAUUUAAACGAUGAACUAGCUGAAUAUCACGACAAAGUGCGCAUUCUUGAAACUCAACUAGAUGCACUCCGGAACUAUAAGGGAUUGAAUCAAAAGAAAUAA